This is a messenger RNA of Protomyces lactucae-debilis, 1990 nucleotides long. RefSeq names its product and other transporter-domain-containing protein. The transcript has 3 exons. NCBI's taxonomy places the organism in Eukaryota, Fungi, Ascomycota, Taphrinomycetes, Taphrinales, Protomycetaceae. Gene Ontology annotation, molecular function: carbohydrate:proton symporter activity. Gene Ontology annotation, cellular component: membrane. Gene Ontology annotation, biological process: transmembrane transport; carbohydrate transport. Bases 244 to 1911 code for a protein of 555 amino acids. The record is from RefSeq and is a predicted model, not a curated record.
AAUUUAUCAAGCAUAUUGCACAGCAAGAACAUAGCAUCAGACUCAAAUUCACUCAAUCCCUCCAGCUGCUUUGUCGUCGGGCCAAUUUAGUAUUUGUGUCGAAACUUGCUCCCCAACUCCCCAGACACAUCGCGACGUGCCAUUGCGCCUUGUCUUUUCAAGCGUUUCCUUCUUCGAAACCUCAUCUGCGCAUUCGUUGAUCAUUCUGAGUGCAGGCCACCAGACAAGCCGUCCCGUGAAGGCAUGUCUGGCGACUAUGUCCCCGUAGAUGCAUCACUAAAAAGUCGGUCUUGGCUCGUCGGCAAGCCGCUCCUCUACUUCACUUCCUCCUUCGUGUCACUAGGCGUGCUCAUCUUUGGCUAUGAUCAAGGUGUCAUGAGCGGGCUCAUCACGGGACCAUACUUCAAGGAUUACUUUAAUCAACCAACAAGCGCAGAAUUGGGUACCAUGGUCGCUGUCCUGGAGAUUGGCGCCUUUGUGUCAUCCCUGGUGGUUGGCAAGGUAGGUGAUACGCUAGGUCGGAGAAAGACAAUCUUCUAUGGCGCAUGCAUCUUUGUCAUUGGCGGGUUGCUUCAAGCAUUUACGAACGGGUACACCAUGAUGCUUCUAGGCAGGAUCAUUGCCGGGUUGGGUGUCGGUAUGCUCUCUACCAUUGUCCCCGUCUAUCAAUCAGAGAUCUCUCCUGCGCACAGUCGUGGUCAACUCGCGUGCAUUGAGUUCACAGGCAACAUCAUUGGCUAUGCUUCAAGUAUCUGGAUCGACUAUGGCUGUAGCUACAUUCAGAGUGACCUCUCCUGGCGCAUCCCUCUAGUCAUUCAAUGCGUCCUAGGCGGAAUCCUCGCUCUUGGUUCACUAGCAAUCUGCGAGUCUCCGCGAUGGCUACUGGACCAGCAUCACAACGAAGAGGGUCUUGUCGUGCUUGCCAACUUUUAUGGGAAUGGUGAUAUAACGCAUCCUCGUGCACAUGCAGAGUACACUGAAAUCAAACAAGCUGUGCUCGCUAUGCAUGCAGAGGGUGAACGUACCUAUGGAGAAAUGUUUCGUCGGUACAAGCAGCGUGUCCUCAUUGCCAUGUCUUCACAAGCACUUGCACAACUCGAUGGUAUCAACGUCAUUUCCUACUACGCGCCUCUGGUCUUUGAACAGGCUGGGUGGUAUGGCAGAGAUGCGAUCCUCAUGACGGGUAUCAACGGUAUCAUCUAUGUCAUUGCCUCCAUCUUACCGUGGUUUGUAAUUGACCGAUGGGGCAGACGUGCCAUUCUCAUGUCAGGCGCAGUUUUCAUGUGUGUUGCGCUAUCUGCCAUUGCCUACUACAUCAAGAUUGAUGUACCUCAUACGCCGCGCAUGGUGGUCAUUCUUGUUAUCGCAUAUAACUUUGCGUUUGGAUAUUCCUGGGGUCCGGUACCUUGGCUUUACCCACCAGAGAUUCUGCCACUCAGUAUUCGCGCAAAAGGAGCCAGCUUGUCAACCGCGUGCUGCUGGUUCUUUAAUUUCAUCGUCGGUGAAACGACGCCAAUCUUACAAGAGGCAAUCGGGUAUAAGCUCUAUCUGAUGCAUGCAUUUUGGUGUGCCUUCAGUCUCCUCAUUGUCUACUUUGUUUAUCCAGAGACGAAAGGUGUUGGGCUUGAAGAGAUGGAUGUGCUCUUUGGCGAUGAGAGUGUUGCACCGACACCGCGCACUCAAUCAUUGGCUGAUGAAGAGGCUGCAGCGGCGCCACCGGAUCAAGCACAAGUAGCGGAGUACUUGAAACAGCAAGGUAAAAUGACAGAUUUGUCUGGCCUACUGGAUAAGCUGAGAGGUAUCCCGCAAGCUGCUGAGAGCGACGUGGAGGAUAAUGCAAGCAUGACGAGUUCAAGUCGACGCGGGAAACAUGGCGAACAACAGAUACCAUUGUUGAACAACCAAGAAUGAGCAUGACACCUAGACGACCAGACAACACGUACUUUAACAAGGAUUGGCAUUAGACAUUGAUCAAUACAUGAUGUAUGCG